AUGGCUUCCGAGGCACGUGACCGCUACGACCUGCUGUUACUCGAGCCGCUGGCGUUUGACUGCGUUUCGUACCUGGCCGCGUCGCUCUUUCUGCCUGUGAUCUACUCGAUCCCGUCGCCAAUGAUGACUUUCGCCGAACGCCGGUUCACCGGUCACUUGUCCAACCCGACUUGUGUGUCCAAUAUGUUGGCCAGCCAUGCCGUGCCCGGCACAUUCGUCCAAAGGUUCACCAACACGGCGCUGCUGACGUACAGCAUGGCCAAGAUGAAGUACGACCAGCUGAUCACCUUGGUCUCGGACCCGAGACCGUAUGACCUGGCGCCGACCGUCAACCCGUCCAUAAUCUUCCAGAACAGUCAUUAA
Molecule: messenger RNA, 363 nt
Organism: Macrosiphum euphorbiae (potato aphid)
Lineage: Eukaryota; Metazoa; Arthropoda; Insecta; Hemiptera; Aphididae
Source: the annotation of a GenBank genome assembly